AUGGCUGCAACGAACGGAGCUGUUGAGAGAGACGUCGCCUCUUACUCGAUUCCGGAAGAAACUGAGAAGAUCUUCCAUGAAGGAAUUCUCAAGAACCCUUUGAUUGCCAAGGUUCUGCCGCCAGAUGCGGAAGAGCUGGCCGGCUAUGUGAAAUUUGAAGGGUCCAGGCUGCCAUCCGUGCCCAUCAAUUGGCGGUUUGCAGAGAGCGUCUCCUCUCUCAAGGCGCUGGAAGCCACAAUGGUGAACGUGCUGCUGAAGAAGAAGUACAAUGUGCAGCCGCAGAAAGUCACCAUCAACACCGACCACGCCCAACUCUUCUUCAUGUCCCUCAUCACCAACACGCUGGGCGGCGAACCCUUCGGCGUCUCGCGCCCCACCAAAUCCGCCCAGCUGCGCGACCUGGCCGACAAGUACUUCCCGACCCAUUGGGACAAGCACGGUCACCUGGCAACGCACCACCGCACGGCGGCGACCAACAUCUACCGCUGUGCCGACGGCCGCUUCUUCCACGUGCACGGCUCCAUGGACCCGGCGCCCACGCUGCGCAUGCUGGGCUUGCCGGUUGAACCAGAGGUCCAGCCCGCGAGCGCCGAGGAGGCGUGCUGGCCGGUUGCGGAGGCGGUUGCGCGGUUUGAUUCGCAGACGCUGCAGCGCAUGGCGAGCGAUGAGGCGAGGCAGGCCGGGACCAUCUGCUGGAGCGUCGACGAGUAUCGCGAGAGCGAGCAUGGGAGGGCGAAUGCGCAUGUGGGGCUGUACGAGGUCGAUGCGUUUGCGAAUGAGAGGCAGCGGCCAGGGUGGUGGCCGGAGUACGACAAGGGGGCGUUGAAGACGGGGCCGAGCAGGCCGUUGGCUGGGUUGAAGGUGGUGGAUCUGACGCGGAUGGUGGCGGCGCCGGCGACGACGAGGGGGUUGGCGGAGCUGGGGGCUAGCGUGAUGAGGGUGACCAGCCCGAAUGUGACGGACCAUCACGGGUGUUUUGUCGAUCUGAAUUGGGGCAAGUGGAAUACCUGCCUGGAUUUCAAGAAUGAGGAGGAUAGGGUGAAGUGCGUGGAACUGAUUAAAGAGGCGGAUGUGGUCGUGACGGGGUACCGGCCGGGCGUGUUGGACAAGUACGGGUUCUCGUAUGAAGGCCUGUUCGACAUCUGCAAAGAUAGAGACAGGGGUCUGAUUGUGGUUCGAGAGAACGCGUACGGUUGGCAUGGCCCGUGGAGCUACAGGAGCGGCUGGCAGCAGAUCUGUGAUGCGAAUACUGGCGUCUCUUUAGAGUUCGGGCGUGCGAUGGGUAACGACGAGCCCGUCACUCCCGUCUUCCCCAACUCCGACUACUGCACUGGCAUCUGUGGUAUCAUCGGUACGCUGGAUGCCCUCAUGCGAAGGGCCCAAGACGGUGGUUCUUACAAAGUCGACAUCGCUCUGAAUUACUACUCUCAAUGGCUCGUCAACAGCGUCGGAACCUACCCGAAAGCCGUAUGGGAGGACGUGUGGGCACGAAACGGAAAGCAGGUCUUCCGCCACUACCACCACAUGCUAUACACGCUACCGCGUUAUCUGGCCAUGCUGCAGCAGAACAGCAGCGACGUGCUGUUCAAGCCAGAAUUUUUCGAAGACCGCCCGUGCGGAUACAUGGGCCAUGCCAUUCGCGUGCCGAAGCCCAUAGCUCAGUACGAGGUAGCCGAAGGUGUCCCGGAAGAGCAAAAGGUCAAGCCGGGAUUCAAUGUCGGCACCAGGACGAAUGGCGUGGAUCAGCCGAGGUGGCCGCAAGAUUUGAUGACGGAGAUCGUGGUGUGA
Messenger RNA from Lasiodiplodia theobromae, 1788 nucleotides. RefSeq names its product Acetyl-CoA:oxalate CoA-transferase. NCBI's taxonomy places the organism in Eukaryota, Fungi, Ascomycota, Dothideomycetes, Botryosphaeriales, Botryosphaeriaceae. The transcript has 4 exons. Gene Ontology annotation, molecular function: catalytic activity. The record is from RefSeq and is a predicted model, not a curated record. The coding region runs from base 1 to 1788 and encodes 595 amino acids.